AUGAGUCGGAGUCUGCAGCGCGCGUACUACUCACAGCAUCUAGACGAGGAUUCGACUUUGGAUAGGACCCCCCUCCGUUUCAAAAAUACCCCAGUGCCGCCAAACUAUAUGUACAUCGCCCCCCCUCCCCAAAUAUCCAAACGCACAAACCCUCAACAUCAACAUAUCCUCAGAAACAAAAAGCAACCCCAAGAUUUACGCCGCGCAUACCUCCAUCUAUGCCAGAAGCUACAAACCAAGCUUCCCCGCGAACUCCGAGACCGGAUUUACAAACACUACUUCAAUGAUCGCACUAGCGUCGAUUAUAGUGAAGAAUACUAUGCCCACGCCUACGGUGUCCUCACCAAGUACAAAGAAAACGUCCAAAUCAACCCCCCCCCCCCUACCACAUCCACAGCGAAAGAAGCCUCGGAAUACUACCUCGCCACCGAGACCUACUUCGUCCGGGACACCCCGUCCCUCAUCAGAGAUCUCAAAACAGAUUAUUUCAACCUCGGUCUCACCCUCUGCAACCAUGUGCGCAACUUACGCAUCACCCUCUGCUUCGACGACUUGGCUCCCAUGACGCCCGCCGAAUUUGGCGAAGACGACGACAACUCCGCCUCCGAUGACGACACUUCGUCUGAAAAAGGUGUCUUGUGUGUACUCCACAAGCGCCUCACGCGAGCGUUCUCUUUGAUCCCUGCAUCAUCGGCACCAUUCACUCUUAUCCUCAACUUUGCCCCCGAGGGUUACAUUCACUACCCUUCCUUCAAGAAGCCCAACACCAAGGAGAAAAUCGGCGCGCUAAACAUCGAGCGUAGAAUGCUAAACGUACUAGAAACCAUACGCAUGCCCGUGUACGAUUUCAUACACGCAGGCGAGAACCGCCGGGUUAAACCCGUGUGGGAAGAUAGUGCUUGGAAUCAAGAGCAUGCUGAGAAACAAGAAACCCUAAAAUCAUGGCGCACCCGCUUCCGCAACAAACCAUACAAACCAAGCCUGCACUACACUGAGCGAAAUUCAAUCAUGAAACUCUAUCCCAAACGGUACAACGAUGAUUUCGCUAGACCGUUGCCGGAGAAGAGGAAGAGGUGGGGGUACGAGUCGUUUUAUGAUUUGUUGGGAGAUCCAGAGCAGGAUGAGUAUAGUGAUGAAGAUGAAGAUGAAGAUGAUGAAGAAGAGGAUGAUUACGAGUCUGAAUAA
Messenger RNA from Pyrenophora tritici-repentis Pt-1C-BFP, 1185 nucleotides. Lineage: Eukaryota; Fungi; Ascomycota; Dothideomycetes; Pleosporales; Pleosporaceae. The record is from RefSeq and is a predicted model, not a curated record.